Hymenoscyphus albidus is the source of this 599-nucleotide messenger RNA. NCBI's taxonomy places the organism in Eukaryota, Fungi, Ascomycota, Leotiomycetes, Helotiales, Helotiaceae. The record is from the annotation of a GenBank genome assembly.
CGUAGCGGUACUCACAGCUCCUGCAGCUUUUAUUUUUUCAGAAACGUUUGGUGGAGAAACAUCACUGUGAAAUUACUUGUACUGGUGAAAUUAUUGGCAUCAACGCUACCAACUUUAAAUCCGCCCUCUACGUCAGUCAAUACAACCCAAAAAUCCCACCAUGUUUGGAGCACGUAAGUUUGUGUACCGUAUUUGCACAUCGUAGAGACCAACUAACACUUCUUAGCACCGCCGCCCAGUGCCAUGGAGAUUAGGAAGAUGGAGGAGGAAGCCUCAAUGACAAUCCAACAAGUUCUCGUCGGCUCAAUUCUGCUCUACUUGUGUAAGUCAUAUAUCCUCGUUUGGGAUAGGGUCACUAAUAUUGGAAUAAAUAGCACCCUUUGCCAUCGAUACCCUGAAAGGAUUUCUGUAAAUCUGCCCCGCCGGGAAUGUUCUGCCCAUACCACCAGGUCGAAUUGAGAUUUGCACUAUACGGGGGAUAAUGGAAUCACAGCCUAGCAUCGCGAGUGUAUCAUAAAUACCGGAGUCUGGUUCUGGUUCUGGUUCUGGCUCCGGUUUGAUUGGUCGGGAAAACAAAAAAAUGAACCGCACAUGGCACC